Molecule: messenger RNA, 585 nt
Organism: Triticum dicoccoides
Lineage: Eukaryota; Viridiplantae; Streptophyta; Magnoliopsida; Poales; Poaceae
Exons: 2
Coding region: 66-278 (70 amino acids)
Source: RefSeq, a predicted model, not a curated record
UCAGGUUAGCUGGUUAAGGUGAGAAUCGGUUGAGAGGAGCAGAGCGCAACGGGUGUGGAGAAGACAUGAGGUUACUAGUUGGGAUUGUGAGGCUUGUUGCUCUGGUGUUGAUGUUGCUCGUCGGUUCAUCGGUUCACCAGGCGGUAGGAGUUGGUGCUAUCAGGCUGCACGACAGAAGGACGCACGGGGAGCAGUGGGCGGAGGAGAGGAUGCAGAUGAGGUCCUACAUGACCAUGGACUACACCCGCGUCAAGCGGCGCACGCCCAAGCACAACUGAUCCAGCUAGCUAGCUACAAGAAGCUCUCAACCCUCUUUACCUCUAUGCUCCGGCAGCAGCGACCAUCUGCUGAUCCACCUUCUACUUCUUCAGUGUGUGUAUGUUAGUAUGUAUGUAUCCGGCGUGCAGAUGUGUGCGCGCAAAUUUUGCCCCCUGACCAAAUGUUAUUACUAGCCUAAUCACUAGGAUAUAUACGUACGCAGUUAUAGUAAGUGAGUAGUACUUACCAGUAGUGUUCAUUUUGUUCUUUUGGUGAAGUUGUGCUUAUUUACCAAUCAAUCAUAAUGGAACCGGAAAAGUCCACUGA